Styela clava is the source of this 998-nucleotide messenger RNA. RefSeq lists its product as uncharacterized. The record is from RefSeq and is a predicted model, not a curated record. Lineage: Eukaryota; Metazoa; Chordata; Ascidiacea; Stolidobranchia; Styelidae.
AUCAGUUCAGUUGGGUAUUGUAGCUCUACUUUGCAUGCAAGUUCGAUCACAUAGCUGGAUAACAUGUACGGAUUACACAAAAAAGAACGAUUACAUGUACGAUGUUGAAAAAUGCCGGGGAUGGCCUAGAGCUGCGAAUAAGAAUCUUCUAAAAACGAAAGUCUUUGCACAAGAUACAGGAUUUGACAAGAAGCCGUCCGAGAGCAAUCCUUGUCAAGCUUCAAGAAACGAUGAUGCAAAUUAUGAUGCAGGUCAUCCAAUGGCGGUAUAUUAUCCCGGACAACAAGUAGUUUUAGCACAUCCUAUGAAAAAUCACGGAGCUGACACAUGCACUAAUAUCUACAUACCAGACAAUGGAAAUUAUAUCUAUCGCGGAUCCAGGAAUAGCGAUGAUGAUCCUCCAUUUAGUGAAUUUAAAAGAAAUCUGGUUUUUAAUCUUGGGGUGUCGUCAUUCGGACAACAAAAUACAAACCCAAGCGAAUAUCCAAAGCCAGGAUUUCAAAAUGCCCCGGCAUUCUGCGACAAGGCUGUUGCAACCACGGACUCGGCGCUAGGGACCUAUAGUUUUAACGUUCCCAGCCUUAGCCCAGGUCGUUACACGUUCAUAUGGGUGUGGGCAUUCAACAGUCCAGAGGAUCUAUACAGCACGUGCUUUGAAGUUGAAAUUGUGCGAAAUAAAAAUGAGCGGAAUAAGAAGCUGCGGGAUAACGGUAUUUACGACUUUAGUGAAUCAUGUGGGGGAAUGACGUCCAAUCCCUCAAUUCAAGGCAAUUGUAAUGAUGGUGAAGAUGAUGAGGAUACAAGCACAACGAACUGCCCCACCUGCGGAACUAUCAUUAAGAAACCAGUCAAUUUACUAUUGUUGCUUUUAGCAAUGGCGUUGCUUUCGAACUUUGUCGGGUAGUUGGCCCCUGAAAGAUUUAUUGUUGAUUAGUGAUGCAAGUCUUCAAAACCAGUUUUUUUUUAAUAUAUACAAUUCCUUUUCGCGUGAGCCGCUG